This is a messenger RNA of Helobdella robusta, 1824 nucleotides long. RefSeq lists its product as hypothetical. The record is from RefSeq and is a predicted model, not a curated record. The transcript is spliced from 3 exons. Bases 1 to 1824 code for a protein of 607 amino acids. Lineage: Eukaryota; Metazoa; Annelida; Clitellata; Rhynchobdellida; Glossiphoniidae.
AUGCCAAAUCGCAAAACACACCCUAGGCAAAGUGAGAUGCCAGAUGAGGAAGCAAAUGUAAAUAAUAGAAUUUUUAGUAAAACUAAAGAGUGGAAAGUUAGUAGAUUUAAUGACUCAGAGAAUAUAACUGAGUAUUUUUGUCAAUUUGAAAUAACCGCAAAAGUUAAUAAAUGGACAUCACAAGAAAAAGCACUAUCCCUUUUGCACGCACUAGAUGGGAAAGCAAGAGGUGUAUUUCACGAAUUGCCAGAUAUUGAUACAGUCACGUAUAACGAGAUUAAAGAGCUGUUGUUUAAACGAUUUGGACCAUCAAACUAUUCAGAAACAUACGAAUAUAAUUUAUCGCAGCUUAGAUUACAAAAUGAUCAGAACAUUCGAGAUGUGUCUCAGGAAGUUAACAGACUAUCAAGACUAUCCUAUCCAGAGUUAAGUAAUGACAUGAGAGAAAAGUUUGCAGUAAAACAUUUAAUUAAUGCUAUUGGUAAUAAAGACAUCAUGUUCUAUGUAAAAGACAAAGAACCAAGAACAUUAGAUGAAGUAUGUCAGCUAUAUGAAAAAUAUAAAGUUUUAUCAGAUGAUGGCAAGAGAAAUCAUUCGAGAUCUCUAGUUCAGAUAGUUCAAGAUAAUGACGAGUUUGAUGACAAGAAAUCCAAUGUUGUUAAACAAGAUGAUCCAAUUACAAAUAUGAAUAACAGAAUAGAAAAAUUGUUCAGCAUGAUUGAUGAGAUUAAACGAGAUAAGUUUGAAAACAGAAAUAACAGCCAGAGAAAAGCUUUUAACAAUAAGUUUGGAAAUAAUAAUUUCAUCAGAAACAACAUAAAAACACCCUCCAAGUGUAACCAUGAUAAGGAAGCAUUAGUUCAUGUAGAAGCUGUAUUUAGAACUAAACAUUUAAAAUGUCUACUAGAUAGUGGUGCAGAUGUGAAUCUUUGUCCAAAGAAAUUUGUUGAUGAUUUGAAAAUUUUGAAAAGUAAUAAGGAAUUGUAUGCAGUUAAUAACAUGGAGUUAAUAGUAAACGGAACAAUUACACUGGCAUUAGAACUUAAGUAUCAGAAGAUUUUUACAACUUUCUAUGUGUCACCAAACGUUGAUCAUAUAAUUUUAGGGAAGAAUUGGUUAUAUAACAAUUGCAUUUGGAAUUUUGGAAGGAGUAGUAUUGAAAUAAACGGAAAAAGUUACAACCUCGUAAAAUCUAGACAAGAAACAGAUAUAAGCUGCAUUUCGAAAGUUACGGCUGUCAUUCCACCCCGCAGUGAAAUGUUCAUUCAGACGUUUAUAGAAAAAUCAAAUUUGAGGCUUUUAGGACAGGAUACAGCAUGGUCAACUAGCAUAAAUAAAGUCAAAAACAAUUUGCUAACUGCGAGAUCAUUAAUUGAUGUCAAUAAACCGUCUACGAGUAUUAGAGUAUGUGACAUAUCAGAUGAAAAAGUUGAAAUACCUAAGGAUCAAGUAAUCACCAAAUUACAUGAAGUUGUUGUAGUUGAUGAUAAAGUUCAAGAAUCAAAUAACAAACCCACCAAUGUAUAUGAUGAGACUAUAAACACAAUAGUUGAUGAGGUACAUUCCAGUGUUCCAGAUAAUAUUCGUAGUAAUUUGAAAAAGUUGUUGCUGAAGUAUAAAAACAUUCUCUCAUUAAGCGAGUUUGAUUUAGGAAGAACUAAUGUAACGCAACAUGAAAUUGAUACCGGAGCAAACAGACCAUUUCGCCAAGCUUUGCGACCGCAACCUAGAGCACAUCUACCAAUCAUUGACAAUUUGUUAGAAGAGAUGUUACAGCAAAAAGAUAUAAAAUACAAAGAUGAGAUUUUCAAAAAAAAGCAGUAA